Anisakis simplex (herring worm) is the source of this 369-nucleotide messenger RNA. The record is from the annotation of a GenBank genome assembly. Lineage: Eukaryota; Metazoa; Nematoda; Chromadorea; Rhabditida; Anisakidae.
UUCAAAAACUAUGUGAAUAAAUUACGAAGCAAGACGACAUCGUAUAAGAAGAAACGUGCUGAAAUCGACGAUUUGAAAGGAGAGAAUACGAUUCUGGCGAGAACACAAGACAUAUUGAAAGUAAAAUGGAACUCGUUGAAGGAACGCAUUGAAUCGAGUGGUUGUACGAUAACUGAACUGAAUACGGCUUCGGAUCAGUACGAAAGACCGAAAACUGCAAAGCCGUCGAGUGAAAAUGUGGACGAAUUGAAGCGAAUGAUCAAAGAACUGAGUGAUCGAAUCGAUGAGAAGAAAAACGUCAAUACCGAGCUAAAUGAUAGUUGCAGUCAAUUGAAUAGUGAAUUCCUGGUUCGUUUUAAUUUCUGCUAG